Messenger RNA from Porites evermanni, 7071 nucleotides. The record is from the annotation of a GenBank genome assembly. NCBI's taxonomy places the organism in Eukaryota, Metazoa, Cnidaria, Anthozoa, Scleractinia, Poritidae.
UUCAAAUUCGAAAUUAAAAUUUAGGAAAGUGUCAAUCAGACUUUUUUGAACGCACCGGUCAUUAGCACAUCUUAAGACGCUAAAAUCGAUAUUCAUGUCUCUGUUGAAGCUAAACUGGAAGAUUAUAUUGUCUGCCUUGAAAUGUCGCAAGUGCCUGGAAAGUGAACGGAUUCUGUAGAGUUUUAAUAAACAAAGAACAGCGAUGAACGGUGAAUUGUACAGGUAAUUUGAAUGCUGUUGUGAAAGUCAUUAAUAUUAUUCAACGUUUUUUAAUUAAGCGUUCGAUCGACAGUUAAAAAAUGUAUAAAGAUUCAAACGUAUUGCAGAAAGCAAAGCGAUUUUUUUAUAAAGUCUAAAAACAUUAUUUUUUCUGGUGGUUUUUAUCUGUGAACGAUCUGUUGUAGGGCGUAAGAUUACGAUUCAUAUUGACGUAGGUGAGAGCAGUUCCCCCCACAGCGCAGGUGAAGCUAGAUUUGUUGAAAUCACGGGAUAAUUUUACGUGGAAAUCCAUUAUCUUGAACGUGAAAUUAGCCUAUUUGGAUGUAAGAUAAAAUAUCUUGCUUUGAUAUUUUUAAACACCAGAUUUAUUCUUUCUUUCCUCUCUGUCAAUGCUGUAAUGCAGUUUUAAGCAUAACAGACAUGUUAAAAUUGAGUGUGGUUCUUUUCACGAUCGAGUUAGUUUUAGUUCGUAUUUAAUGGAACUGAAAUUAUGCAACCUCGAGUUGCCUCACAGUUCAUCAUCAAUGUGAUUGAGAAGCGCAUUUUUAGCAAGAUUGAAGAACACUUCCUUAACCGAAUUUUUCCACUUAAAAAGCGCAAUUCUCCUGUUCGCAAGUGAAACGUGACGUGUUGUAACAAUAGCGUAUUUUUAAAACGAAGACAAGUUUUAAGAUGCCAUCCCGCUGGCUGUUUCGUCACAAAACAAUAUAUCUUCUGCAGGUGCGGUACUUUGACUUGCUUUUGAGAUCUAAUCUUUGCAGGUAAAUAGCUCUGCGUUGGAACCUCAUUCAACCCUUUCGGCACGAUUUCGCCUUUCACGCCUACUUAAGGAAUCAUGAUUUUAAGGAAACAUGACCAGCGAAUUUCUGGAUAAAGAUUAUAAAAGAAGGUGAAUGCGUCAGUAAUCUUAUUUUAUAGUUGCGGAUCAUUUUACGAAAAUGUAUUUUUUGGCUAGUAACCUUUAUUGUUAUAUUUAGCCAGCCAUAUUUUAAACAAAGGCAAAACCGUAUUUCGAUCUUCACUUUAGUUUUUGUAUAUAAAUGAAUCGCUUACUAGUAGUAACAAAAACCGAAUAACAAAGAUUGCGUUUUUUUGCUGGUAACUCUUUUUGAGCAGCCAGUUACUUAAUAUGUAGGAUAAACAAAUGAAAACAGCAAACUGUAUUUCGUGUUCCACUUCAAUCAAUCGUUUACCAAUGAUAUAUAUCAAAAAUUAAGAAAACUCUUCCGCGCACUAAAUAUCAGACCUGCUUGUGACCGCCAUCGUUUCUCUAGAGUGUCCACAAAAAUAAUUUUUUUCAAAUGAUGAUCUUUUUUUAUCCAAGUUUCGUUGGACUGAGCGAACGCGUUCAACUAACAGAUUAUCGUACUGACAUCUCGUAGUACUGGUUAGAGACCGCCUUUACUACCGAAUCUGAAAUAUUAGACGCAGAUGUGAACAAUGGCUAAAUGUGGAAAGCGAAAUACUAUCAAGCGGCAACUUAUUAUGAAUUUGUCGGCUUAAAAUAAAUCUUUCUUAUGCGGAUUGAGUCCCCCUUUCUUAAAAUGAAUACCAGUUUCAUUUUCAACAGCUAUCGUGACCUACAAGCUCAAAUAAAAGAAAGAUUUUACCGUAGUGGACGUGUCGACGAUUCUCUGCAUACAAGGACAAACAGUCCCUCCGGCGGUUCAAAUAAAAGUUACUAAGGAACGCUUCCUUUUGCUACUUUAUAUUAAGAAGUGGGAGUAGGUUAUAACUUUUUAGUGACGGUGUGAACUAAAAAUCUAGCUGAAUUCUAGCUUAAAUGACCAGUCAAAUGAAAUGAGCAGUAUUUUCCCGCGGUGCGGCUGUUUUUUGUUUUAGUCAUGCCAAACAAGGUCUUUUUAGGCAAACCCAUUGAUAAAUCAACGGCGGGAGUCCAUCUACAGGAAAACUACAAUUGUGCUUUAUGAAUUCUGUGCGGUAAUUGUAGAAGGUGACUUAAGGCCAGGCCUAUUUAUGCGGGGAGGAGCAAUUCUAACCUGAAGAUUACGACAUAGCAACCGAAACAUUCACACCGAAGAUGUGUAACGUGAGUUAACAAGGACAAGGGAGUCUAUAACUAGGAACUUUCAACUUCUAUGAACAUGUCAAGGUGUUUAAACAAACAGCUUAUUUUUAGAUCAGCUUUCCCACGAAUUUCCGUCGACGUCCAAAGUUCUGUAAUCCUAUAAGGCGUUCACUUUUCGGGAGCUCAAAAGCAGGCGAAACGACCAAGAAAGAAAAAAGGAACGCUUCGGUGUCACCAAUCUUUUCGAGCGUUCCUUUCUGAUCCCUCUCGAACAAAAAGAACGCCUGAUCGCAACAGGUUAACUACUGGAAUUCAACAAAUACAUAUAGGCUGGAAAAUGUUAACCUUGUGGGGAUAAAAAUUGGUCACAAUACUAAUGCCGCUCUCAGCUCCGUGGACUAGAACGUACACAUUAUAUAGUCGAAUCUUUAUCUGCUCCCCAUUACAUUAAGCAGUAGCCUGUUCCAGGCUCCGAGAUAGUCGGGUUCGCAAAAUUAAGAAAGCGCGAACACGAAAAUAAACCAGGGGGAAGCUGGGGAGAGGACGUACACGUGCCUUUCACUUGCGCGCCAUCCCUAUUAUCUGAGAGCUUGGGACAAACCAGGAUGGAAGGGUCCAGCGAACUUAAACAAUAUGCGAAAAUCGAACAAAAAAUAAACUAAUUUGCAACUUCUUUAAUCUGAAAUAUUAAAAGACAAAGAUGAUUACCUUGAUGCAACUUUCACAGGUUGCACUAAACAGAUUUGUCUUUCUUCCUUUUUUAUUUCUUCUUCUCUUUUUCUUUGCUUUUUACUUAUUAUCUGUAAUAUCUGAUUUGUAAUAUAACUAAUUUGGCACGUCUCGACUAGCAUUUUUCUUUUGCUAACUGCGUGGCAAGAAAUUGUACUUUCAAGUCAUGAUAAUAAGUGACUUGUCUUGUCUAAAUGGUAAUAGGAAUACCAUUUUCCUGAUGCCAGAAGAACAGCUGUAUUCAUGUAUCGUAAUAAGAAUGUCAGAAUAAUUCAACAUGUUCAGUAUUUAUGCAGGAAAACAAGUGCUUCAACUAAUUCAACCUGUGUCUCGUUCGGUGAAUAGGUACUGUAAAACAUUAGCAAAAACAUUAUUAAAAAUUCAUUGCUGUAUUCACAGACGGGCCAAUGGGAAAACCUGUUUUGAUGCGGCCACCUAACGUUUUCGAACUUAGCAACUGACAUUUAAACUAACACCUUUUUCCUCAUUGUCAUAUUUAACAUCAAGAGGGAUAUUUCAGUUGAGUAUAUGAUUAGGAGAACGAUAUUGUUUCAACUCUACCUGCGAUCGCUUGAAAUUGUAUUUUAAUAGCGCAUUUUAAUCAGCAUCGUCGUGUGUUAUGAUCAAUAUCUUGUCGAAACAACCUAGGUGACAAACAACGAAAGAAACCAUUAGGGUUGCAUUUGAUUAUUUCUGCAUUGUUAGAAGACAACAGGAUAUCUUUUAAAAGGAGGCCGAACACUUGAGCAUUUGUUAUGAUGUUUUAUUUGAGUUAUUGAGCGGCGUUUGUUACCGUAUUUAUGCCGCGUUGUAGAGUGUAACAUGCAGGAUAAAAAGCCUUGACCGGAAAAGAUCGCACUCGUCGUUUUAUUGAAACCUGACGGGCACAAUUCAUGUUUUUAGCUCGAAAUUAAAAUGGGAUUUUAUUCUCUUAAUGCUGCAGUUGAGCCGUCCAAGAAUUGUGCUUUGAAUGUGACUACGCCGAGGAUCGAACACCACUAGUUUAAUGGUAAGUCAACCUGGCUUAAUGAGAACUCAUUCAGUGAAUAAUCCCUAAUUGAAGCUGUAAACUACAUCCUUCCCACUCACUUAACGGUAUAUUUUAUUCGUAUGCAUUGAAGCUUAUCCUUUUAAAGAAACUAUUAUAACCAAUCGUGUUUACAAAAUGACUGCUUUUGUAGCGAAAAAAUGGCGGCCCUCAAGGCAAUGCGUAUAAAUUCAAUACUGGCUUUGCCACAAUGCUUCCUUAAUUAAGGUUACUUCAUUAUAACUGACUUUUAAAAUUCGCUUCUAGAGGUAUUUACAAUGUCGUAACGUGCAACUUGAGAGGAACCACGCUGAUAAUUCACAUUUAAAUUGCAUUCAUUCAUUAUUAAUUCACUGAAAUUGUAGGUUAGAUUUAAUCCUUCAAGCACUAUGGAUUUUGCAGAAAAAGGCAAUGAGUCAUUUCGACAAGAGUUUGUGUGCCCUGUGCGUAGUCAAUGAAAUUAUUCCAGCUCUGACUUCAUAGAUGUGUGCCAGGUUAACAUAUUGAUGUUUGGACUGACUUAGAAUCCUCUCUGUAUUUUACAUGUAUAUCACUGUUAAGUAUAAAGCAUAAUGUGGAGGUAGCGGCUGGGGGGGGGGUAUGAAAAACGAAUUGACAUCGGCUUGCACUUGCCUAAAAAAAAAAAAAGUUUCCUCAUGAUCCUUUUUUCCUGCUUAUGUUACCCUUAUCUUUUCAAUCAGGGCAGCAACUACGUCUUAGAUAGUCACCCAGACUCUACAACUACAGAAUGAUAAGCAACCUAGGCUCUAUACCAGCAAAGUCACCGUACAAAAGGGAGCGGCGUUCCUCAACGUUACCUCGUCGCCAGUCUUCGGGAUAUGCGUGUUUACAAGGACUAAAACGACGGCGCCCAGACGCCAAGGUCAUCUUUAACGUCGGAGGCCGUCGAUUUGUCACGUGGAGGAACACGCUUAAGCGUUUUCCUGAGACGCUUCUGGGUUCGGAGGAACUAGUAGCGCGCUUUUAUGACAAGGAUAAAAAGGAGUAUUUUAUAGACCGCGAUCCACAUUUGUUUCGUUAUAUCUUGAAUUAUUAUCGCUGUGGGAAGCUGCAUCGUUCGUUCGAAGACUGCAAUGCUUCUUUCGAAGAAGAGCUACAGUUUUAUGGAAUCACUCCACAGGAAAUUCACGAGUGUUGCUUUGAUGACGAACACGAUCAAGAGAAUCACGAAGGAAGCAAAAGUUCUGCUUCGGACUUAAAGAGUACAGUUGAGAAGCCCGUAAAUCAAAGUCGUCUAUCUCGAGCGCGUAACUGGAUGUGGGUGCUAUUGGAGGGUGAAGCACAAUCCGGUUUAAAGGCGUUCGUUGGCAUGGUGAUCAUAUACAUUGUAGGGCUUUUUAUACUCCUCAGCAUUUUUACUACCGUCUACGAAACAGUUCCCUGUGAAAGCGAAGAAAAGCUUUGCAAGGAAAGAGUAAGAAUUCUAGAUCUUUUAGACGUCAUUUGCGUAUGUGUAUUCUCAGUGGAGUUCUCUCUCAGACUCAUAGUCUGUCCAAGCCUUACUAGCUUCGUUAAAAAUCCAAUGAAUAUUAUCGAUCUUUUAUCGAUUUUACCUUUCUAUUUGACAAUACUACUACAGUCAGUGGUGGGGUCGAACUUAGAGGCUUUCGUAGUUCUUCGAGUAUUGAGAAUUUUUAGAGUUUUCAAGCUUACAAGACAUUCCAAACGCCUUCAAAGAUUUGGUGCCGCUAUGGUUAGCUGCGUGACGGAUCUCAUGUCGCUAAUGUUUGUAUUGAUUAUAGCAGUUGUUGUAUUUUCAAGCAUGAUGUACUUUAUUGAACGUAAAGCAGUGGAUGGAAAGUUCACUAGUAUCCCUGACAGCAUGUGGUAUACAAUUGUGACAAUGAUUACACUUGGGUGAGUGAGUUUAUUACUUUGUUUUCUGCUCAGGUAUUUUCAAGCAAGCUUAUCUCCCCCGGCGAGAUAGGCUCCGAUCCUGCACCCGGCCAUUUGUAAAGUUGUAAGAUCCCUCGGGUUUCACAAUGUUACCACACUGAUAGAGGCAAAAGGAUUGCGCUAGGGAGAUUACCCGGAGAGAAAUUGUAGAGAGACAAAGGGGUAGCAACGACUUUCCCCUCCUCCCUUUUUACUAUUUAUGCGAGCGCAUUUGUGUAAACCCGCAAAGUCGACAAGGGAAUCUUGGAAAAUUUCGGUAGAACAACUUGCGCGUCUCGUUUAAUCAUGGUAAACGAUGGUCGUUAAAUUUUUCUGUGUUCAUCACCAUACAGUACGCUAUCGAUAUUGCUGAUCCCAGCAGAACACGUGUCAUAUAUAUAUUGCUACCAAGACAAACUCGCUUCCUGUUUUUUCCCACUGCAGUCUUGUAGUGGCGGGCCUAUGUAAGAGUCUCCAUAGCUUGGUGGAUCAGCCCACGUGGUGUCUGGGAGGUUCAAAUCCUGUCAGAAACACAAGAUUAAUUCUAUGUCGAACGCUUGUGACUUGCUGACGAAUUAAAUCUCUCGCUCACUCAUUACUGCGCUUAAUAUUUUCCAUCAUUCUCUUGGUAUAUUUUCCAGGUAUGGCGACAUGGUUCCUUCUACCCUUCUAGGCCAGGUGGUUGGAGCUGCUUGCUGUGUAGCGGGAGUAAUCCUUGUUGCACUUCCAAUUCCAAUUAUCCAGGAAAAAGACAUUUUCAAAAAGCAAAUGCUCAGUGUUUAUAAUGUAGACGAUUUGCAAGCGAAGAUCAAGCAGAUGAGAAAGAAAGCGGAGAGAACUGAAAGACCUAGAGAUACAUAAACUUUAACUUCUGCUUAGAAGAAAAGAAGCGUCAAAAUGAAAUUCAUGCGACAAACGAUCACUAUUCAUCAAAAGCUACCAACAGACAAUAACGAGAUAGAGGGAAUCAUAGGGCGUCGGCCGGGAUAUGUGAAUUUCAGUAAAGUUAUUUUUAGAGGUUGUAAUUAAUCGAAAGUCUAAUUCCUGGGACGUCCGCACAGUUUAAUCGAUUGUUUGUCAUCAAACAACUACGCGGGACUGCUCAAAAGCAAACAAUGCAAAACAUUGUCAUGGUGACACACUAAAGGAGCAUAAAAUCCCCUUAUUCUCU